Colletotrichum higginsianum IMI 349063 is the source of this 906-nucleotide messenger RNA. RefSeq names its product Meiotic chromosome segregation protein. The record is from RefSeq and is a predicted model, not a curated record. Bases 1 to 906 code for a protein of 301 amino acids. The transcript is spliced from 3 exons. NCBI's taxonomy places the organism in Eukaryota, Fungi, Ascomycota, Sordariomycetes, Glomerellales, Glomerellaceae.
AUGUCCGCCGCCGGCCUCGACCCCGCCCAACGACUCGGAGAUCGGAAGCCGAUCCCGAAGCCGGUUCCGGCAUAUCUCCCGACUGCUGGCUCAGUGCUCACAGUUGACAAGGCGCUGUACGACUCUGCACAACAAGCGCCGCGAGUCCUAGUCGAACAGUUCACUUUACCGAUUCGCUCCGGACGGGCAUGGAGAGCACCGGCAGGCUCCAUCGUGAGGAUCAGCACGCCCGAAGGCCCUCAAGUCGGCGACCUGAACAUCUGGAACGCACACAACCCCCGCGAGCGCUUCUGGGCGAGCCGCACGAAGCAGCUGCACGCCAGCCACGUCUCCACUGGCGACCGUCUGUGGUCCAAUCUGCCCUACAUGCGGCCCCUGGCGACCAUUAUCAAGGACUCACUCGACUGGUACGGCGAGGACGAGCAUGGGGGCCGCGUGCACGACCUCCUCGGCACGCGGUGCGAUCCCUACAUCAACACCGUCCUCAGCGGCGGCAGCUACGACUUCCAGUGCCACUCGAACCUGACCCGCGCGGUAUUGCCUUAUGGGCUGAACGAGGGCGACGUGCACGACGUGAUCAACAUCUUCCAGGUCACAGGGUUGGACGACAAGGGGCGGUACUUCAUGAACCCUUGCCCGGCGCAGCCCGGAGAUCACAUCGAGUUUCUGGCGGAGCAGGACUUGCUGAUGGCGCUGAGUACUUGCCCUGGCGGCGACUUGUCUCUCUGGGGGUUCGGCGAGGAUAGCGAGGAGGAGAUGAUCAAGUGCUGCCGGCCGCUGAAGGUUGAAGUCUUCCGGCUGGAGGACGAGGGUCUCUUGCAGCGCGGCGGGUGGAAGCCUGCCGAGGUAUCGCAGUACCAGGGGAGACACGGAAUGAGCAUUCCCUUGGGAGAAGUUCGCAACUGA